CCGGGGCGAGAGAUACCCGCCACGAGUUCUUGAGGCACGACGCUUAGAACUACGUCGUGAAACAAUGGCGGAGUGGAAGAUGCGACUUGUGCAACAUAGCGCAGGGCAUGCCGUAGUAGCGGCAGUAAGUCCAAUUAUGGAGGCGUGGAUCGGCAGAGGGCAUGGUGCCCUAAGCUUCCGGUUGACACAGGUCCUUUCCGGACACGGCUGCUUCGGAAAGUACUUGUGUCGUAUAGGCCGGGAGCAGACGUCGGCGUGUCAUCAGUGUAAUGACAAUUUGGAGGAUACGGCGCGGCAUACGCUCGAAGAGUGCUCUACAUGGGCAGAGCUGCGUCGUGAACUCAUUACAGUGCUCGGAGGGAAUGAUCUCUCAUUGCCGACCGUAGUGCGAGCUAUGGUUGACAGUGAGAGUGCAUGGGAUGGAGUCGCUUCCUUCUGUGAACGUGUCAUGUUGGCAAAGGAGGCGGCUGAAAGGGAGAGGGAGGCGUCCAGCUCUCUCCCUUCUCGCCGUAGACGCGCCGGCCGUCAACGCCGCGAGGUGGUAGCUGAUCUGCGACCUCCAUAGGAGAGACCUUCGGGCGACUGAU
Spodoptera litura is the source of this 587-nucleotide messenger RNA. RefSeq lists its product as uncharacterized. The record is from RefSeq and is a predicted model, not a curated record. Lineage: Eukaryota; Metazoa; Arthropoda; Insecta; Lepidoptera; Noctuidae.